AUGAUUCGGCAUUACAAGAUCAACUUAUAUCGUUCAGGAGUGGCCGCGCACAUAAAGUUGCUAUUAAAACUAAUCCAAGAUCACAAAGAAGCCUGUGGAAAAGAGAAAAACGACCGCCGGAGAAUGCUGAGGGUUGCCACAAUGAUGACCAUUCUUGAUACCGUGAGGGCCAGAAUUCAGAAAUGUCAGUCUUUUGGCAAAAGAAAACCAGAGCUCCGGCGGUGCAACACAGACCUGAAGGCUAACCAGAGCAGCAGCGGUGAUGCGGCGGUGGUGGAUGAGAAAGAGAAGCUGAGAAGAGAGCUGUCUGCCAGCCUGGCAACCCGUAAAAGCCUAGAAAUCAUGUGUUCUAGUUUGGGAAAAGAAAAGGAGAUAAUGGCUGCAGAACUAUCGAGAAAGGUACAAGAACUGAAAGGGUUGGAGGAACUCUUGGAUGACCUCAAAGCACAAAAUCAGAUAUUGCUCGACAAAGUACGAAAACGUGUGAUUUAGAAACAAAUUUUAUAUUUUUUUUAUCUGCAUUGAGAUUCCUAAUAAAAAAAAAGUUCAUCU
This is a messenger RNA of Erythranthe guttata (spotted monkey flower), 552 nucleotides long. The record is from RefSeq and is a predicted model, not a curated record. Lineage: Eukaryota; Viridiplantae; Streptophyta; Magnoliopsida; Lamiales; Phrymaceae.